CCAAAACUAGAGCAUGGAUCCGUUUCCGAUUCCAGUUGCUUUGCUGUUCCUCUGCUUCUUCAUCACAUUCUCCUCUUGUACUGAUAAUCAAGUUGACUUCACAGGUGAUGUUUCGGUCAACUGCGGCUCAACAGGAGCUUCUGCAGCACGAAACGGUCGCCAAUGGAUCGGAGACCUACGCCCUGAAUUCUCCCUAUUUCUGCAGCUAAGAGGCUCAUCAGCCGCAUCAGCGCCCCUCCAUCGCUUGAGCUGUGCUGAUCCAGUUCCGCACGAGACGGCUAGAGUCUCCCUUUCGCAAUUCUCAUAUGCAUUUCAGCUCAAUAAAGGUCAGAAAAUUAUCCGCCUUCACUUCAAUCCUACUCAAUACAGUGGUUUCAAAGGGCUCAGAGAUUUUUUCAGCGUUGAAGUUGGACCUUUUACCGUGCUCAGUAACUUUAGUGCUUCACUUACUGCUGAUGCUCCUUUUGCUAAGGAGUUUUGUUUGAGCACUCGAGAAAAUGAACUACUCAUCAUUACUUUUUCUCCUGAAAGUAGUCGAUAUGCAUUUAUUAAUGGCAUUGAGAUUAUAUCUGUGCCUGCAUCUCUUUCCUACUUUGGAGGUGAUGAAAUUGGACUCCGAGUUGUUGGUGAGAAUUCCAUGGUUUAUGUUGAUGAUAGCACCGCACUUGAGAUAGUCCAUCGGCUACAUGUCAAACAGGAACCUGCUCAAUCUGCUGAGAGUUUUGAUGGCGUCUUUCCCAAAUGGGCUACACAAAGUGCAGACAAGGUCAGAUAUAGAACGUGGAAAGUGCCGGUGGAGGUAGGAUUCAGGUACUUGAUCCGGCUUCAUUUCAAGAACGCAGGCGUUGGUGGUGCAAUGUUUAAAAUCCUUAUUAAUGAAAUAAUAGCUGAAAUUGUGAGGGGAAAGGAUCGAGAUAAUAUUGUCUUGUAUAAGGACUACAUGGUGGAGAUGAAAGGGCGGAAACAAAACGGCAGACGUGAGAUCUUGGUUUCCCUCCAAUCAUUUGGUGAACUUGAAGUUCUUGCAGGAUUUGAAAUAGUUAAGCUGAGCAAUCCUGACAACAGUCUAGCUAGUCCGAACCCCAUGCCUCCACCUCAGGAGCCACGGUCUCGUAUUCUCCAAAUUUUGAUCUCUGUUCUUGGUUAUCAAAAUGCAAGUGCAACUCUUGCAAUAGCUGCAAUAUCUCUAUUGAGUAUCAUUCUUCAUGAACUGCGGGAGAUUUGGGAAUCUAGGAGCACCGAGGAUGAACACAAGCCAUCAGCCAAGGCUGAGAGACUUUGUCGCCGCUUUUCACUAGCUGAGAUCCAAUUAGCCACUAGAAAUUUCGAUAGUGGACUUCUAAUUGGAAGGGGUGGAUUCGGUAAAGUCUACAAAGGCUUCAUUGAUAGGGGACAAACAACAGUUGCUGUAAAGAGGCUAAAGUCGAAUUCCAGGCAGGGGGCACUUGAGUUUCUUACAGAGAUUGAAACACUCACCGAGCUUCGACAUAUCAAUCUUGUCUCUCUGAUUGGUUACUGUAGUGAGCUAAGGGAAAUGAUUCUUGUUUACGAGUUUAUGAUUUCUGGUACACUGGCUGACCACCUCUACAAACUUGGAAGGUACAACAGUAAUCAUUCUUCUCUCACCUGGAAGCAACGGUUGGAUAUCUGUGUUGGAGCAGCACGAGGACUUGAGUAUCUUCAUACUGGCAAUAGGGUCAUACAUCGUGAUAUAAAGGCUGCAAACAUUCUUCUUGAUGAAAAUUUUGUAGCCAAGGUUUCAGAUUUCGGCUUGGCUAAACCUGAAGACAGGUUGCGGAGCCACGUAAGCACAAAGGUUAAAGGAACAAUUGGGUACUUAGAUCCAUAUUAUAUCAACACUCAAAAGCUUACCAGGAGAAGCGACACAUACGCCUUUGGUGUGGUUUUGAUGGAAGCAUUAUGUGGGAGACCAGCAAUUGAUUCAUUUGCAGUAGAGGAUGAACGGAUUCUGACCAGGUGGGCUCGAGAUAAGAUUGGUAGGGGAGAAGUUGAUCAGAUUGUUGAUUCUUCCCUCAGAGACGAAAUCUCGGUUAGCAGCCUGAAAGCAUUCGUUGAGAUUGCUAAUAAAUGUUUGCAUGAUGAGCCAGAGAAAAGGCCUACCAUGGCUCAAGUUGUGGUACAACUUGAGUUUGCACUUGAGCAGCAAGAGAGCAAACAACAAUCUGAUCACGUUGCUGAUGUUGUCUAUCCAUCUAUUGAUGAUAGUCUAUCCUCCGAAAAUACUGCGGUGAAGACAUUAACAUCUCCUACCAAACAGACUCCAACUGACCAAGGAGAUGGGAAGAAACCAAAAUCACAUCUUCCGUUUAGAUCUUUCUGGAAUUGGGGUGUCUUCAGGAACAGGAUAAAACCAUCUAAAAGAAAAGAAAUAAGAAGCCUAAUAUCAGAACUUAAUGCAUCAUGCAUUAAAUUGCCAAAGUUUGAUCUGACCACCAUUGCCACCAUGACCAAUCAAUUCUCCCAUUCAAAUGAGAUUGGAAGCAGUUAUCAUCGAGCUUCUUGGUUUAAGGCUUUAUUACCUACAGGGAAAACAGUUGCAGUUAAGAGGUUUCGUUUACCAUAUUUUGAUCUCGCUGAGUUGAAAAACGAGAUUUUUCUGGCUUCUGAGCUCAACCACUGGAACAUCGUUAAUCUUCUCGGAUACUGCAUUCAUGAAGAUGGAGAGGCGAUCUUACUCUAUGAUUACAUGGAACAUGGCAGCUUAUUUCAACAUCUCCAUGGCUCGAAAAACUCCCCAUUAACAUGGAAACAACGACUUCAAAUAUGUAUAGACACUGCCAAGGGAUUAGAGCAUCUUCAUUCUGGCUCUGAGCACCCCAUCAUCCACCGCGACGUUAAGUCCAGCAAAAUCCUAUUGGAUGAGAAAUGGAUCGCCAAACUGUCUGAUUUUUCCCAGUCAAGAGCAGGGCCCUCAGCUGAGCGUGGCACCCAUUUUACCACCAAUGUGGUAGGAACCUUUGGUUACCUGGACCCCGAGUACUUCCAAACUUCUCGGCUGACAGAAAAGUCUGAUGUAUACUCGUAUGGUGUGGUGUUGUUUGAAGUUUUGUGUGGUAGGAAAGCAAUUUGUAAAAUCUCAGAAACAGAGCCAAGGUCCUUGGCAACCUGGGCGACAUCAUGUUUCAGGAAAGGAAAACUUGAAGAGAUAGUUGAUUCUAGCCUCAAUGGCGAUAUUUCUCCUGAAUGCUUGAAGAUAUUUGCUGAGACAGCCAUUGCAUGCGUGGAUCUUCAAGGGGUGAAUCGGCCAGCUAUGAGAGAUGUUGUUCGAGCUUUGGAGUCUGCUAUGCAUCUGUAAGAAUCAACAGAAAGUUUCACCCCUUAGGUUCCUUGUUUUCUUAGAUUGAUGACAGUGAAGUGAAACUGACUGUAACUUUGCUGGAAAGUUUCUGAGUCUCAUGAAAUUAUGUAUCAGUUUGUUUUUUA
Molecule: messenger RNA, 3444 nt
Organism: Salvia hispanica
Lineage: Eukaryota; Viridiplantae; Streptophyta; Magnoliopsida; Lamiales; Lamiaceae
Product: putative receptor-like protein kinase At5g39000
Biological process (GO): protein autophosphorylation
Cellular component (GO): plasmodesma; plasma membrane
Molecular function (GO): ATP binding; transmembrane receptor protein tyrosine kinase activity
Source: RefSeq, a predicted model, not a curated record